AGGAUUCUGUGUCCCCCUUGGACAGUGGCCCACAGACACGGUGAUUCCCACAGUCCCAGUGUUCCCGGAGGAUGCUGGCCCACGGACAAGUUUCCCAGGAUUCAGUGUCACCUGGACAUGGUGUUUCCCAGGACUUGGUGUCCCCUUGGGGAUUUAGCGGCCCCUGGGAAGAAUGGGUUAUGGACACGGUGUUUUCCAGGAUUCGGCGUCCCCUGAGGACUGUGGCACAAAUGCACGGCGUUUCCUAGGAUUUGGUCUCCUCUGUGGAUGGUGGCCCACGGGCACAGUGCUUCCUAGGACUCAGGGUCCUGUAGCUAUGAUAUUUUAUGAAAAAUCCUCUGCUAGGAUUUUUCCCGUCCUGAGGAGCUGAGAGGCUCAGGAAAGAAUGUAAACAAUGGCUAUCUGCUGCUGUGGAAUGCCACAGGUGCAUCUUCCAUUGGUCCAUGUGGAUUGUUUUCAAUCAGUGACCAACCACAGCCACCCGUGCCAAGGCUGUGAGCAGUCACAGGAUUUUGUUAUGAAUUCUAUUCCUAUUCUAUUCUUGUCUUUGUAGCCUUCUGAUCCUUCUUCUCUCUCUGUUCUUUUAGUAUAGUUUUAAUGUAGUAUUUUAAUAUGAUAUAUAACAUAAUAAAUCAGCCUUCUGAGCAAAAUGAAGUCAAGCCUUGGGGCAUUCACCAAGACAAGAGUGUCCCCUUGUGCGAGUAGCUCUUGGGGCUCAGUGCUCCCAGGACUGGGCUGUCACCAAGGGAGAGGGAUCCAUUGCUUCCCAGGACUCGGUGGCCGGGGCGUGGCCGGUGCCGCGGAGCCCGGCCCCGGGCGCGGUGCUGCCGCCGCUGCCGUGGGCGCCGCCGCUGUCCCGGGAUGUACGCCGGCAGGAAGAGGAAGAAGCCGGUGCCCAGGAGCCCCAAACUGCCUCCCCCCGAGGGUGUGAAGUCCAACCCCUCCAAGAGGCACCGGGACCGGCUGAACCAGGAGCUGAACAAGCUGAUGGGGCUGUUGCCCUUCCCUGAGGAUGUGCGCUCCAGGCUGGAUAAACUCUCCAUCCUCUGGCUGGCCGUGGGCUACCUGAAGGUGAAGAGCUACCUGAUGGCUACAGCUCCAAAUGUUGGCAACUGCAUGGAUCAGCCCAGAGCCCCAGGAGGGGACAGAUGGAUGGAGCCCCAGGGUGACAGGGAGCUGUUUCCUGAGGGGGAACUGCUGCUCCAGGCCCUCAAUGGAUUUGUCAUCGCUGUGACUGGAGAUGGCUACAUCUUCUACAUCUCCCCUACCGUGCAGGACUACCUGGGCUUCCACCAGUCGGAUCUCAUCUACCAGAGCGUGUAUGAGCGGAUCCAUGCGGACGACAGGGCUGCCUUCCGCCGCCAGCUGCGCGGGACCCCAGCGCAUGCUGCUGACACUUUCCCCCCUGCGCAGCCGCUGCUUGCCAGGUGCAGCGCCGUGUCCAGCCCCCAGCACUGCCAUACUGAGAAGCAAUCCUUUGUGGAGAGGAGCUUCACCUGCCGCUUCCGCUGCCUGCUGGAUAACUCCUCGGGAUUCCUGGCCUUGAAUUUCCGUGGGCGCCUGAAGUUCCUUCUUGGGCAGCAAAAGUCAGCAGCAGACAAGUCCCCAGUUGCUCUCUUUGCCAUUGCCACACUCCUCCAGCCUCUCUCCAUCCUGGAGCUCCGGACUAAAACGCUGAUCUUCCAGACAAAGCACAAGCUGGACUUCACUCCCAUGGCCUGUGAUUCCCGGGGGAAGGUUGUCCUUGGAUACACAGAGGUGGAGCUGUGCAGGAGGGGGUCCGGAUACCAGUUUGUGCAUGCGGCCGACAUGAUGCACUGCGCAGAGCACCACGUGAGAAUGAUGAAGACGGGGGAGAGCGGGCUGACGGUGUUCCGGCUGCUGACCAAGAGGGGCAGCUGGGUGUGGGUGCAGGCCAACGCCCGGCUGGUGUACAAAGGGGACAGGCCCGACUACAUCAUCGCCCACCAGCGAGCCCUGUCCUGAGUAUUGC
Messenger RNA from Passer domesticus (house sparrow), 1993 nucleotides. RefSeq names its product aryl hydrocarbon receptor-like. Gene Ontology annotation, biological process: response to xenobiotic stimulus; regulation of transcription by RNA polymerase II; xenobiotic metabolic process. Gene Ontology annotation, molecular function: transcription cis-regulatory region binding; protein dimerization activity; nuclear receptor activity. The coding region runs from base 862 to 1986 and encodes 374 amino acids. Gene Ontology annotation, cellular component: aryl hydrocarbon receptor complex; nucleus. The record is from RefSeq and is a predicted model, not a curated record. The transcript has 9 exons. NCBI's taxonomy places the organism in Eukaryota, Metazoa, Chordata, Aves, Passeriformes, Passeridae.